Sesamum indicum (sesame) is the source of this 927-nucleotide messenger RNA. Lineage: Eukaryota; Viridiplantae; Streptophyta; Magnoliopsida; Lamiales; Pedaliaceae. The record is from RefSeq and is a predicted model, not a curated record.
GGACCUUACACCAACGUUUUUGUGCAUGAGUGAAUUACAAUUUGAAGUACUACACAUUCUCGAGAUAGGCAAGAGUUGAUAUAUUUUUGGGUAAUAUAUAUUGUUGCUACUAGUAUAUUGUGUGUGUUUGGAAAAUGGCCCGGCAUUUGAAGGUUGUGAGUGUUGCAUUCUUGGUCAUGUUGUUUGUGGACCUUGCAUUGGGAGCUAGGGUCGGGAAGGCAGUGGGGAAGGGAGGAGGUGGAGGAGGAGGAGGUGGUGGUGGUGGAGGUGGUGGUGGGGGGAAUGGGUCAGGUUCAGGGUAUGGGUCGGGGUAUGGCUCUGGGAGUGGCUCUGGAUAUGGAGCUUCGGAUGAUGAUGGGGAGUAUUAUGAGAAAAUUGGAGCUGGUGGAGGGGGAGGAGGUGGUGGCGGUGGUGGAGGAGGAGGAGGGUCUGGUAUUGGUUCUGGGUCUGGAUAUGGGUCUGGAUCCGGGUCUGGGUAUGGAUCAGGGUACGGGUCGGGUGGAGGUGGAGGAAAAGGUGGGGGUGGUGGAGGUGGAGGUGGCGGAGGCAAAGGAGGAGGUGGUGGUUCAGGGAAUGGUUCGGGCUCAGGAUAUGGAAGUGGUAGUGGCUCUGGAUAUGGAAGUGGAAGUGGGGGGUCCGGGUACGGCAGUGGAUCAGGUUACGGUUCCGGGUAUGGUGGUGGAGAUGGGGGAUGGGAAGAACCAUGAGACAUGAGGCUUCAUUUUCCUGCACAUAAAUUUACUACUACAUGGGAUUUUAGUAAUAUUCUUGCAAUAAAAUUGCAUGGCUUCACGAACUUCAGUUGGUGAGCUUUGCAUGUAUAAUUUUACUCACUACAUAUUGCAAUUUUCCUCAUAUUAUAUUGUUAUUGUCAUCAUUGUUAUACCUCGUACUACGCAAUAAAUAUAAUAUUUUCCUUUUUUUUUU